CUGGGAAAUUUAGUAGCGUUCAAUUUUUAUCAUUUUAUCAAUGUGUCAAAAAUUGAUCAAAAAUUUCUAAAUAAAAAAUUCAAAACGAAUAAUUUUCAUCAGUGUCGCGUAAAAUCCAAUGUUAUGAGAUCACGUAGUACCGGUGCCGGAAAUCACUCUUAAGAUUUGUACCCAACACAAUCGCCAUGGUGUACGUAACAAUCGAGAAAAGCAUCGAAGAAGACACGCAGAGAGCAGCCGCCGAAGUCCAGCUGCAAAAAUAUGGUCAAUUCUUCGACGAAUUUAGCUCUCGCAUUCGGCAAUUAUCGACCACAUUGGGCGACUCCAUGAUCCAUCAUCGUCGCCGUUACAUUAACGCUGAUUUCCAACCGAAAGAGCAGAUCGACUCUGUGCAAGAGUUGAUCAACAGCGAGAAUAAAAUCAUCGACAAGGUACUGGCGGUAUUCUGUACGUUAUGCGACGAAGUUACCUAUUUAGAAUCCGAAGCUCGUGUCAAGUACCUGGGCCCGAUAUUGUACUACGGUUCCGGGUUACCGGACAAUCCGUCCAUAGAAGAAAGCCAAUUCUUGCUGAGUAAAACGUUGCCUUUGCUUCAAGAUUUAUCGAAUUUCCUGAAACACUGCGAACGCUUGGUGUUCGACAUCAUCUCGCAGUUGUCUGCAUUUUAUCGAUUGCAUUUCGAGAUCGCCGAUGCGAGUGUGUUCACCGUAUUCGACAGCUUGGCUGAUCUCUUGCUCGUGAUGAUUUUACUGGAAGAGGUGUUGAUUAAUAAUCAAGAUCUGAUUUACCAUUGGACAUUAUACCAAAGAACCAUACAGCUUGCUUCGUGUAGCGCUUCGGAGAUAGUCUACGAUGUGGGUAAACUCAGGCGACUCGAUCAGCUAGUGAAUCGUUUAGAGAAACAUCUACUUACGAAGAAAAUUUUCCAAACUGUGCUGAAUGGUAACUUCGAUAAAAAGGUACCGGUCAAGAUCAAUAAACGUCUCGAGGAAGAGUUCUUCAACUACUUGAAGACUCUGUUGAGUGACGUAGAUCGAACGGUGAAUCGAGAAGGCUGCACUAAUAUGACAAAGUUGGCCAAACUCAGCGUUAUGUUUGUCUUACACGUGAAUAUUUACGGUAGUUACGAUAAAAAGUUCUUGAAGACGUUUUCGGAAAUACUGAAAAAAUACUCGCUGGUUACGUUACGUUACAAUGUCCUUCUGCAACUGGACACUUUCACUUUGCAAUACAUCGGUCAGCUGUUGAAACCGGCGGAGAAAAAGCUCUUCGAGAAGAACCAACCGCAGUAUGCGGAGACUUAUCUGGCCGAUGUGACGCAAAGAAUGAACAGAGAUGUUAAUUUUUACACCGGUGAAAUUCUUAGUUGGAUGUUACGUUUGGAAGUUAAACUACACGAGGAUACGAGCUUCGCGAACGGAACCAAUGUCCAGUACUUGGCUGAAAUAUGUAGUCUGUUAGUGGAUGGAAUCAAUUACGUGGUUCAGAUUAAAGCUUUACUCGCCCUAGUUUCGAAUCUGCAUAUUAAAACCAAGAAACCAAUGUACAAGACAUCAGCUGUCUCGUUUUGUCGACUGGUUGAGCUGAUCAAGUGCAUCGAAUCUGUAUACAGACGUCAUCAUUCGGCCAUUUUUAAAUCUCUUAAUUAUAUCGUUCAGUACUUGCUGCAUCAGUGCCUUACUAUCAUCGGUACGGUGAAGAAAUCGGUCGCAGCGUCGGAUAAACGUUUCAAGGAGAUUCGCGUAGAUGCCAUUUCUUCGAUCGUCAUAGCAGAAAACAGCUUAUCAGGACCUCCGACUAAGCUCCGUCAGCAAAUCGUAGCUCUGUGUCUGAACUUGGCUAGCCAAUUGAAAACCAUGCUUCAGGAUACCGAUCGUCAAAAACUAAAUGGAUUAUUAUCCAAGAUAACCUUAUGCACUUCGCUUCUACGAUCUCUGGCCGACGUGACUGAAUGUAAAUUCAUGUACAGAGAUAUUGGCGCAUUACCGGUAUACUUAGAAGACAUAUCUACGCGAUACUUAUCCCCGAAUCGAAUCCAAUACGUAUUGGAUGCUUUGGAAAACAGUAAAACUGCGUUACGAGCUCAAUUCGAAGACCUAGGUUUGCCAAAUAAUGUAACCAACGAGGUUCUCGAGCAAUUCACAGACCACGUGGUUGCUCCAAAUUGCGCCAAAAUGGAAGAAAAUCUUCGUUUGCACGCGUUGCAUCAUUUACAGCUCGGUAAACGUACUUUGGCGAAGGUGAACAACGAUCUAAUUCAUUUUAGCAGACUGGAUCGUAUGCGUUUUGGAGACGCUUCUUUGGAUGUGCGAUUUGCCGUCGAGUCUUACUUGGAUCGAACGUUCUACGAUUUGACCACGGUUGCAUUACACGAUUGGCAAAUUUACGGCGAGAUGAGAACGUUAGCUAAACGUAAAUUUCAACUCGAGUUAAUGACCGAUGACGCUUUACCAAAUCAUACUCUCGAACAAGGUCCUGAUUUAUUGGAAAUAACUCGAAAUUUGGGUACGUUCGUCGCGACCAAUUUCUAUAAUCUUAAUAAUCAAAUCUUCAUCGAGGCCUGCAGCAAUAAUAAACAUCUGAAUACGAUCAACAUUAAACAUACCACGAAUUCGAUUCGAACACACGGAGCUGGUAUCAUGAGUACCGCCGUCAACUACACGUAUCAAUUCUUGUGCUCGAAACUACGCGUGUUUUCUCAGUUCUUAUACGACGAACAGGUUAAAUCGAGAUUGCUCAAAGAUAUCUCUUUCUUCAACGAGCAAUCUUCAUCGAAUGUCAAAUUCCCGUACGAUCGAGCCGAACGUUUCAACAGAGGAAUACGUAAAUUGGGCAUCAAUGCCGAAGGUCAAACUUGCCUAGAUCAAUUCCGCCAGCUCAUUUCGCAAAUAGGUAACGCUCUCGGUUACGUACGACUGAUACGUUCCGGUGGCCUUCGUUAUUUCUCCAACGCUUGUAGUUUCAUUCCAAAUUUGAAGGAGAUCGUCGAUUUUCAAGAGUUAUCAGCGACCGAACCUUUCUCGCCAGCUUGUCAACAAGCGGCCGUCAAUUUAAACAACGUAGUUACCAAUAUGAGCAGGAAUAUCGCCGAAGGUACCAAUUACUUCAAGCUUCUCGUCGACGUAUUCUCAUCCAUAGUGGAAGAUCCGAAAAACGAUCAUUUGAAAAAUUUUUACGCUGUGAUUCCAGCGUUAACGAUUAAUUUCGUAGAAUACUCGAUCGGUGCCAAAGAAGGUCUUAGUAAGAAAAACACCAAAACUACUGUUACCUUUACAGACGACGGUUUCGCCGUAGGAGUGGCGUAUUUUCUACAAACCCUUAAACAAAGCGCUCAUUUCGAUUCAUUCCAAUGGUUUCAGUCGGUAAACGAGAAAUUCGAAGCGAUUAAGGCCGAUUUGACUACACAAAUCGCUAAUAUUUCCAAAGACGACUUGAAGCUCAACCAUACGCUUAGUCUAUCUCUGAAACGAGCUGAUACGUACCAGAAGGAGUUUAAACUGUUAUAUUACAAUUUAUAUAGUGCUAGGGUUCUAUUCCAGGGUCAAAAUAAACCUCAGACUGAACAAGAGGCUCAGGAUGAAUAAUUGUGAUCAUUUAUACGAAUUCGAUGUUAUUUAAUGCUAUCGUAAAUUAUUAUCGUGUUACUUUACAUUCGUACGUAUUUUUUUUAAAAACACGUUUAUUCCUCAAAUUAUGUUCCCAUAUUUUUAUUUUUGUAUCUAUGUAUUAUCGUGUUAUACUAUAUUAGAAUAUUGUUUUGUUCUGAAUCUGAAUCAUCGUUAUAUUUUAUAAAUACAUAUUAUUGUUCUCGAA
Messenger RNA from Planococcus citri (citrus mealybug), 3813 nucleotides. RefSeq names its product strumpellin and WASH-interacting protein (gene SWIP). The coding region runs from base 186 to 3584 and encodes 1132 amino acids. Lineage: Eukaryota; Metazoa; Arthropoda; Insecta; Hemiptera; Pseudococcidae. Gene Ontology annotation, cellular component: endosome; WASH complex. The record is from RefSeq and is a predicted model, not a curated record. Gene Ontology annotation, biological process: endosomal transport; endosome organization. The transcript has 2 exons.